CCACUGACACCACACAUUAAAUGCUAUGCAGCCUUCACCACUUUCACUUAGCACCUAUCACCAUUGACACCUACUUACAAACCUCCAAAAAAAUUUCAAACUAUAUAAAAAAAAAACCUUGCUAGGAGUAUCCUUAGAACAUAACAACAAAUAUUUUAAGAAAUUGGUUAAAAAACUAAAAAAAAUAUAUAUUUAUCAUAAAAAUCAUAAAAAAAGAAGAAGAAAAGGAGCACUUGUCAGCAUUUGAAAAAAAAUAAAAAAUACACAGACAUUGAAUUGAACCCCAAAGCUUGAAACUUGAAACCUCCAACAAAAGUUGCCACUUACACAGUAGCCAAGAUUGCAUUUUUCCCUCCUUCCUUGUCCAGAAUCAUCAAACAUCACAACACAAACCUGAAAUGCCUACUACCACUUUUUCUUGCUUCCUCUUCACCUUCCUCAUCAUCACUUCCAGCAUUGCCUGUGUGGCUGGAGCUGUGGGGGUGAAUUGGGGCACCAUGGCUUCUCACCCCCUUCCACCCCACAAGGUGGUGAAGCUCUUGAAGUCCAACAGCAUCACCAAAGUCAAGCUCUUUGAUGCCAACUCUGAUGUUCUUCAGGCCCUUUCUGGCUCCAACAUUGAUGUUAGUGUGGGUGUUCCCAACACUAUGCUCAGGAGCUUGAACUCUUCUAAGAAGGCUGCUGAUAGCUGGGUCCAUGAUAAUGUUACCCGCUACAUGCCUAAUGUGGGCAGUGUGACACGAAUCGAAUAUGUUGCAGUUGGUGAUGAGCCAUUUCUUAAAAUCUACAAUGAACAAUUUCAUCCCUUCCUAAUUGGAGCUGCUAUGAACAUUCAAGCAGCUUUAAAGAAAGCAAAAUUGGACAGCAAAGUGAAAGUUGUGGUUCCAUGUAGCUUUGACAGUUUCGAGUCAGGAUUUAACCUGUCCUCGGGAGUGCAUUUGAGGCCUGACAUUAACAAAACCAUGAUUGAGCUCCUCACAUUUCUUGAUAAGCAUGGAUCACCUUUCUUUGUGACCAUUUCCCCAUUCGUAACCCACCUUCAAACCAAAAACAUUUCGCUGGAUUUCUCCCUCUUCAAAGAAACUGCACGCCCUCAUAAUUUUAGCCAUAAAACAUACAAAAACAGCUUUGACUUAAGCUAUGAUACAGUGGUUACUGUAUUAUCAACAGCGGGAUAUCCUAAUAUGGACAUUGUCGUGGCGAAGAUUGGUUGGCCAACAGAUGGUGCUGUCAAUGGAAGUUCAUACCUUGCAGAAACCUUCAUUAAAGGCCUUAUAAACCACCUUCAUAGUAACUUGGGGACCCCACUUAGGCCACACAAGCCACCACUUGAAACAUACAUUAUGAGCCUUCUUGAUGAGGACCAAAGGAGCAUUGCUUCUGGAAACUUUGAAAGGCAUUGGGGUUUGUUCACUUUUGACGGCCAAGCAAAGUACCAUGUGGAUCUUGGCCAAGGUUCAAAGAGCCUCGUGAAUGCUCAAAAUGUUGAGUAUCUCUCUUCUAAGUGGUGUGUUGUGAACAACAAUAAAGACUUGUCAAAUGCAACUGCCAGUGCUUUAGAGGCUUGUGCAAGUGCUGAUUGUACUGCACUGUCUCCUGGUGGAUCUUGCUUUAACAUCAGCUGGCCUAGUAACAUAUCAUAUGCUUUUAAUAGUUACUAUCAGCAGCAUGAUCAGAGAGCUGAAAGCUGUGACUUUGGAGGUCUAGGUUUGAUCACUACUGUUGAUCCAUCCAUGGAUCAUUGCAGAUUUCCCAUUGAGAUUCGCGUCUCUCACUCAGAAUUUCACAGGAUGUGUAAUUUCCUGCAGGUGAUUUUACUUGUAACAACCCUCUUCGUGUCUUUGGCACUUUGACAUUAGGGAGGAUCAUAUUUUGGCCUGCCGUAAUUUUUUUGUAGAUGUAUAUUGAUGAAUUGAAAUGGUUAGCACCUUUUAUUUUAAUUUACUUAUGCAGGUUAAAUACGAAUAAUGUCACUUUUCAUUUUUACUCA
Molecule: messenger RNA, 1990 nt
Organism: Glycine soja
Lineage: Eukaryota; Viridiplantae; Streptophyta; Magnoliopsida; Fabales; Fabaceae
Product: glucan endo-1,3-beta-glucosidase 9-like
Exons: 2
Coding region: 399-1853 (484 amino acids)
Biological process (GO): carbohydrate metabolic process
Cellular component (GO): plasma membrane
Molecular function (GO): hydrolase activity, hydrolyzing O-glycosyl compounds
Source: RefSeq, a predicted model, not a curated record